Entamoeba nuttalli P19 is the source of this 366-nucleotide messenger RNA. RefSeq lists its product as hypothetical. NCBI's taxonomy places the organism in Eukaryota, Evosea, Mastigamoebida, Endamoebidae. The coding region runs from base 1 to 366 and encodes 121 amino acids. The record is from RefSeq and is a predicted model, not a curated record. The transcript has 2 exons.
AUGUCAGUGAAAAAGCCAAGAUUUGCUGUUUUGCUUGAAGAUUGUGAAAAUGGACAACAUGGAAAUUUGACGUUUGUAUCAUAUUUUCUUCAAAAUGAAGAUGAUACUUCUUUAUCAAAUUGGAAUGGAGAGUUUUUGUUUAAAGAUGGAAGUUCAUUGUCAUUUACUGUAAAAUGUUCUGAACAAUAUCCAGCAGAAGUUCCAGAAAUUACAUUCAAAAAAGUGCCUCGUUGUACUUCUAAAAUUCAGUUCAACAGAAACACUAUAAGUCCUGUUUCUCAAAUUUGCAAAGACUGGUUGAACAUUGAUUAUAAUAAACGAAAUCUUGAUGCAUUGUUCACUCUUAUCCAUGAUAAUUUGAAGUAA